This is a messenger RNA of Aspergillus ruber CBS 135680, 2517 nucleotides long. RefSeq lists its product as uncharacterized. The coding region runs from base 1 to 2301 and encodes 766 amino acids. NCBI's taxonomy places the organism in Eukaryota, Fungi, Ascomycota, Eurotiomycetes, Eurotiales, Aspergillaceae. The transcript has 6 exons. Gene Ontology annotation, biological process: regulation of DNA-templated transcription; DNA-templated transcription. Gene Ontology annotation, molecular function: DNA-binding transcription factor activity, RNA polymerase II-specific; DNA binding; zinc ion binding. The record is from RefSeq and is a predicted model, not a curated record. Gene Ontology annotation, cellular component: nucleus.
AUGGCGACCAUAGACACCUCCGAAGCGGAGGGGCAUGGCCUGCAAAGUGAAGUACAGCCACAUUCACCAGCAGUAAACCAACGCCCUGCGCGCUCCAUAACCGCGUGCCAGCGGUGUCGGGAUCAAAAGCUCAAAUGCAGUCGUGAACGUCCAGUAUGCACUCGGUGCAGGCGACUUGAGGCCGAAUGUGUCUAUCCCAGCCCACCCGAUCGCCGGGGCCGCAGGCUAAAGCGGACAACAUGUGUGCAUAGGUCGCCCGAUCAACGUGUCGGACCACCUCUCAUCGAACAUUCUGCAAAUCUAUACCACGAUGAUGCUGCCGGCUCAUUUGACAGCCAGACACAUGGUACUUUCAGAUCUCGCAGAACCGUUCCACCCACGGGGGACUGGGCUUGUUCUCCGAUGAAUGGUCUCGACUCAAUCCAUGAUCCUUCCCAUUCAUACCCAACCCAGCUACACAAAACAGGCUCCGUUGGCAGAGGAUCAACUUCCGAUUGUAAUGAACCACCUCUACCUUCCCGGGCAAUUGGACUGUCCCUGCUUGAAAUAUAUUUUACGCGUAUCUACAAUGCAUCAUUGCUGUUCUAUAAGCCCUUGCUUUUUCAGGAUUAUCUUAAUGGAAACCUUUCUGGCAUUCUCCUGAAGGCCAUAUUUGCAUUAUCCACACUAUUUCUUUCUCCGUCGAAUGAAGGCGAUCAGGACAGCCCAAUUGAGCAUUCAGAGCUCAGAGUCCUGAGCUCCUACCACUCUUGCGGUCUUCCUUGGGCAAAGUCUGCUCUGCGAGAGGCCAUACCACUGAUGGUCGAAGAACAUUCUCUGAUGGUGACACAGGCACUUGAAUGCUUACAGCUGUAUUGGCUUGGUGUUGGAGACGCAUAUGCCGGUAACUUAUGUCUUGCACUGGCCUAUCGUUCCUGCAGUCUCCUUGAGUAUAACAAAAAGAACACUAGUGAUGUCGAAGAACUUGAUCUCUCCUUGGAAGCUGAACUUCGGCGUCGAUGCUUUUGGGCGUGCUGGAUGUCCACAUGUAUAGUUGCGGCACCCGAACCGUUCAUCGCGUCAGCCUGGAAAGAGGCCGCUAAGCUACCACUCCCUGCUUUCAUAAACGAUACAACAUUCGGAUAUGAGAUAGUUGCAAACGAGCAAAUGAAUAGUGAUUGGUGUUCGGACUUCAUUAAUCCUCAGAGGCCCGUUUCUUCGCCGGUCGCCGCAGCACUAUUUGUCAAGAUAGUGGGUGUGUGGGCCAAGAUUCAACUCCUGGUCACGGAAUCUGUUUCCUUCACCCCAACUGAGAACCUUGACAAAAUGCAGACACUCUCCAACCUGGCAACGUCAAUUUUCGAUCAGGCAAAGUCCCAUAGGAGUCACGCAAACACUGGCAUUGAUAACACUUUGGAAGAUGGGCAGCUCAUGCUCUGUUUCAAUGCUCUUUUUCACCAAUGUCAGAUUACUUUACACUCGAUGAUUGUCCCGGUAUUUUCGGGAACGUCGAUUGACGAAAUCAUAUCUCGUGAAACUGUUCGAAAAAGUGCGGAAAAGGUAAUUAAUCAUGCGCAUUCAUACAAGACCCUAUUGAGUCCUUACUUGUACGCAAAGGGAGAUAUCACACAUGUGCCUCCUCUUGUAGGCUAUGGAGCUUUUAUCACGGCGAUGGUGCUCUUGACUACGGAGAUUUCUUCGCAGGCCAUAUCGUUACAGGCAGCCUAUCCCGGGAGCCACAGUGAGAGUGGAAGGCUAUCUGCUGUGGAAGCGAUUCUAAGUUUACUAGAUGCUCUUCGAAAACAUUGGAAACCUUUACAGUAUCCUUAUGAAAAGCUUUCUGCCGGCUUACAAGUAACCCUUUCCGCAAGCCAAACGCAUUGUGGGACAGCCACAUCGGAAAGUGGUACAGUUGCUAGACAUUCUACGAGAGGGUUAGAUCGCAGAUCUUCUACGCAGAUAUACAACCGACGUUCAGUUCCAGUAAAAAUAAACGGCGUUGUUGGAGAGGAAUGGGUCAGCAGCGCACAUGACAGCUCAGCCCAAUCUAUGCGCCCCUUGAAUGGCGUACCCCAUCAUUUGGCGAACAGCCCGUACAGGGCAGGAGCCUCCGAAACUUUGACACGACCUGGAGCGGGAGACACCCACAGUGAUCUUAACAACGUUGACGAUGGGUCUGUCGACAGUUCAUUCAUGGCGCCAUUAUCUGAUGUGGAGGAAGCUGCCUGGUAUAGCCUGUCUUUUGCGGAAGCCGGGAUUGAGCAAUUUGCGGGAUAUGAACCAUUGCCCCUCUUUCAGCAGGGAUGGAGAUCUUUCAGUUAAAUGAGGACGAUGGAAAGUCAUUCACUUUUCCCUUUUGGUCCAUUAUUCAUACUUUGCAUAUUGGACAUGCCAUUUAAAGCGGCAUUGUGAUCAUGUGGACCUGAGUAAUCCAUCGGAGUCGGAGCAUUCGGGCAAUUCGAAGUAUUCGGUCGGGAUACGGAGCAUUGGAGGUUGAGCCGGUUCAUUGCCGAACACGGGGGUGGGGGUAUUGAACAC